Molecule: messenger RNA, 1584 nt
Organism: Argentina anserina (silverweed cinquefoil)
Lineage: Eukaryota; Viridiplantae; Streptophyta; Magnoliopsida; Rosales; Rosaceae
Biological process (GO): amino acid transmembrane transport
Source: RefSeq, a predicted model, not a curated record
AUGACAAAUGUUAGGGCACUGCAAAGUGCAAAACACUCACAGUAUGGAUUUUCAAAUUUCAUGACUCAAUCUACCUCGUUGCACUUAAGAAGCCACGUCAACCCAAAAAGAACUCAGUCAUGGGAAACACUACAUCAAAACAACCAAAGUAAUUGCAUAAAUUUAAGGAUCUAUCAUGCUUAUUCCUACAACCAGCUGCAGCUGCAGCAGACUUCAUCGUUUACUCCAUAUUGUUAUGCAAAGAAGGCAAAGACAAGUGAUGCAAGGUUGAGCAUGGAUGUAAAUCCAAUCAAGGAUCCCAAUAAGAAGAAAGGAACCAUUGCAGGGGCAUUUGCUUUGAUAAUUGGUACUAGGAUAGGCUCAGGGAUUCUUGUACUCCCAGAAAAAAGCUUCUCCAGCAUAUAUAAGCCAGUCAGUGUCUCCCAUAUUACCUGCGCACAUUAUCAACUGAUUGAGGCACUAUUACUGAUUGAAAUCAAUGUAAGCAUGAGGAGGAAGAAGGGAAGAGACAAAGAGAAUGAGUUGAAGGUCAUUUCAAUUAGGACUAUGGCUCAAGAGACUUUAGGAGACUGGGGUGGAACUCUAGCCUCUCUGGUUUACAUAUUCUUAGAUUAUACUUCCAUGGUUGCUUAUAGUUCCAAGUCUGGUGAGAUCCUUUUUCACUUGAUCAAUCUCCCAGCUCCAGUUUCUGGCAUCCUUUUCACUACAGUUUUCACUUUUCUCAUCUCCAUUGGUGGGACUCGAGCUACUGAUCAAGUUAACCAACUGCUCACUGCUUCCAUGAUAGGCUUACUAGUAGCAAUAAAGGUUCUAGCAAUAAUGUUUGGAGGUUGGUCAGGUCUAGAGGGAAGUGGAGAUUGGGGAAAAGCCCCCCCUACAAUACCUACAAUAUUUGAGACUCUCCUAUGUCAUGGCAUUUUGUCUCCCUUUGCAGUUCUUUGUGCAUAUUUGGGCAGUGAUCUUAAACGCUUAAGGAUUUCGGUGGUUUUUGGUAGUAUUGUUCCACUGCUAGGGUUGUUUGUUUGGGAUGCAAUUGCUCUUGAUUUAUCUGCCCAAGCUGACCAAAUGAUUGACCCUGUUGAAUUUUGGUUUAGGGUGAAAUGGAGUGGGGUUUCAUACAUGGUCGAAGCCUUUUCUCUCCUUGCAGUUGGAACAUCACUGAUUGACACUCUUCUUGGCUUCUCUGAGUUUUUCAAAGAACAACUAAAUAGCCUCUCACACAAACAUUGUUUAACUUGCAUGUUGCAGAAACCAAACAAGCCCUUUGAUCUGAGAAAAUGGUGGGCUGGUAACAAUGUGAGCUUUACAUCAGUGGCAGUGGUUGUUGUUCCAUUCCUUCUUGUGUCGACUACUGUUCCUGAUAUAUUCUCUACUGCCACAGAUGUUGCUGGAGGGUAUUGUAUGACAAUGCUAUAUGGAGUUCUUCCACCAGCAAUGGCAUGGAAAAUGCAUAAUAAAGAAAGAGAUAACGCUUCGCAUCAGAAGACUUUAUCCAGAGCAAGGCCAGUACUGGUUGCUGUAGGACUCCUUGCCUGUGGAAUUGUAGGAGAGCAAAUCCUUCAAGACUUCCUCAUAUUUUAUUAA